AUGAUGGCAGUGAACAGCCCUAGUGGGUAUCCCCCCCUCUCCCCAAAGCCGCUCACUCCAAAAAGCCCUCGACAUUUCAUUUUCCCGCAAAAAAGCCCAUCCAUUACAUCCAGUACAUCUUCUUCAGGAUAUUAUACCCCACAAUCUGGCUGUAGCUAUGAUAAGCAUGGCCCUCCAAAAAGCCCAAUCGCGCAUGGUCACCGGAGUCCAGCAAGUCCAAGACACUUUCACUUUCCUCAAGUAGCUGAAUCACCAUCCGAACGAGGCAGUCCUUGUAACUUUGAUCGACCUCACCACGGCCUUCAUUACACGACUUCUCUCAAACACAGCCGACGUGAAAAAUCCAGGUCGCCGAAGCCACCACCAGUUCAUAUCCAUACCAACCCUGGCUACGUAUCUCCUAAUAGGACGAGGAAAUUAUAUAGCUCUACUUCCACAGUAAGUUCUCCCCGGCUGGUGACAUCUCCGAGCAUAAUUUCAAGUCACACAGAUGAUUCUAUUGACGCGAUGCCUGGGACGCCGUCUGCGAUUGUCAAUGACGCUGAUGAUGAGGCGACGGAAACUUCUUCACGAAUUUGCCGAAAGUCCACAUCGGACUUGACUGAUAUGACAGAUGAUACUCCUCAAACGCGAUCGACCAGUAUUAGUAGACCAUGCUCUCCGAUGCGGAGAGGGUCGAUGAAGGGAGGGCUUGCAUACUUGGCCAGCAGGCGAGGAUCACGGGAAUCAACGGUGUCGAAUUGUGACUCAGUCGAAGAUAUUGGACCACUAAAUUUCCAAAAUACAAUGCGUGGUCGGCAAAGGCGAACAUCUAACUUUUUGGAAUUACCUGUGGUAGAACAUUCAAGACCGAGGGUGUGCUCUUUGCCGGAGAAACCUUACAACCCCCGACUCUCUGACGAUCUGUACAGGCUAAGAACAUUCUCGAUUACCACAAAAGGAGGGGUAGUGAAUUGUGGCGACUCGAUUUGCAAUCGUCGCAGUCGAUCCAAUACAUCUGUUAAUUCUACGAAUAGCAGAGCUUCUGAUAGAUCUCCAUUUGACGGGUCGUGUUGCUCUGGAUACCGGCCAGUUGACUCUGCCAGCCUUGACACGCCUGAUGAAGAUGACUUAGAUCCGAUACCAAAAUAUCGAGUAGUACUUCUCGGCGAUGCAGGAGUCGGGAAGACAGCACUCGUGUCUCAGUUCAUGACGUCGGAAUAUAUGAAUACAUACGACGCGAGUCUCGAUGACGAGUUUGGUGAGAAAUCAGUGUCUGUGCUGUUAGAUGGUGAAGAAUCAGAACUUAUAUUCAUUGAUCAUCCCAGCACUGAAAUGUCGGUUGAAAACUGCCUAUCGACGUAUGAACCGCAUGCCUGCGUGGUGGUAUACUCGGUGGUUGCGAAGAGUUCCUUCCUCAGAGCUGGAGAACUUCUUGCUUAUCUUGCAAGAGAACAGUUCACUGUGGACAGAACUGUUGUUCUGGUUGGAAAUAAGGCUGAUUUAGCCAGGGCGAGGCAGGUCUCCACUAAUGAGGGCAAGGCUCUGGCCACGUCAAAAGACAGCAAGUUCAUCGAGACCUCAUCAGGCAUUCAGCACAAUGUAGACGAACUACUAGUAGGGAUCUUAAAGCAAAUAAGAUUGAAGGAGAAUCGGGAUAAGAAGCAAGCAAGAAAAAGUGGGAAACAGGAAUCCAAACCAUCGAAGCUUGCAAGCUCCCGCACUCAUAUUUCUCUCAGCAUUGCUCGUGAACUACUGCAGAAGAUUUGCAUCAAUGACAUAUCCAAAUCAAAAUCCUGCGAAAAUCUACACGUUUUA
Brenthis ino (lesser marbled fritillary) is the source of this 1797-nucleotide messenger RNA. Lineage: Eukaryota; Metazoa; Arthropoda; Insecta; Lepidoptera; Nymphalidae. The record is from the annotation of a GenBank genome assembly.